CGCGCCCCCGGCCCCGGGCCCAUCCGCCGCCGCCAUGGCCCGGCCGCUGGUGCCCAGCUCGCAGAAGGCGCUGCUGCUGGAGCUCAAGGGGCUGCAGGAGGAGCCGGUGGAGGGCUUCCGGGUGACCCUUGUGGACGAGGGCGACCUGUACAACUGGGAGGUGGCCAUCUUCGGGCCCCCCAACACCUACUACGAGGGCGGCUACUUCAAGGCGCGCCUCAAGUUCCCCAUCGACUACCCCUACUCCCCGCCGGCCUUUCGGUUCCUGACCAAGAUGUGGCACCCCAACAUCUACGAGACUGGGGACGUGUGCAUCUCCAUCCUCCACCCGCCAGUUGAUGACCCCCAAAGCGGAGAGCUGCCCUCAGAGCGGUGGAACCCCACACAGAACGUCAGGACCAUCCUCCUGAGCGUCAUCUCCCUCCUCAAUGAACCCAACACCUUCUCUCCGGCCAACGUGGAUGCCUCUGUGAUGUACAGGAAGUGGAAGGAAAGCAAAGGCAAGGACCGGGAGUACACGGACAUCAUCCGGAAGCAGGUCCUGGGGACCAGGGUGGACGCGGAGCGGGACGGUGUGAAGGUGCCCACCACGUUGGCCGAGUACUGCGUGCAGACCAAGGCCCCAGCGCUGGACGAGGGCCCGGAGCUGCUGUACGACGACUACUACGAGGACGGCGAGGCCGAGGCCGGCAGCUGCUUUGGGGAUGACGGGGACGCCGGGGAUGCCUCGGGCCCCGAGGAGUCCUGACACCGCGCCCCGCCAAUAAACGUACACGUUUCACCUCAGCUGCCCGCCUGUGUGGCUCUGGGUGCCUCCAGGGUGCGCGGGCUCCCCCGGCCUGCCCACCGUCCACCCUGGUCCGCUCGGCUCCGGAGGGAGGGCCCCCAUGUGCUGGGCGCCGCUCGGGUCCUGGGAGCGGUGGAGCCCAUCCUGCCCACGGCUCCCGCUGCUGGAGCCAGAGACCUGGGGUCUCGGCUCGUGAGUGGAUGGGUUAACUUGGGGUCAAUUCUCUCCUUUGGUUUGUUUGGAAUCUAAAUAAAGUGACUUUAUGAGACGUCUAA
Messenger RNA from Vicugna pacos (alpaca), 1062 nucleotides. RefSeq names its product cell division cycle 34, ubiquitin conjugating enzyme (gene CDC34). The record is from RefSeq and is a predicted model, not a curated record. NCBI's taxonomy places the organism in Eukaryota, Metazoa, Chordata, Mammalia, Artiodactyla, Camelidae.